AUGAAUCGGGUUAACAAGGUAUAUUAUGUUACUCGGGGCACCCUUAAAACGGCGAAUAAGCAGUUUAAUACCACUAAUAAUGAAUAUGAGAUUACUUUGAAUGCUGAUUCUCAAAUCGUUACUUGUGAUGACUCUUCAGAGUCCGGUGAUCUGCCUACCGCUCAUUUCAACUUUACAGCAAUCGAUAAAUUAGACUCAAUUUCUCCAGGCUCCUUUGCCGAUAUCGUUGGCGUCGUUCAUGAGGCAUCAGAACUUACCACAAUAAUGGCCAAGGCGUCUCAGCGAGAACUUCGUAAGCGAGAGCUUGGCGUUGUAGAUUCUUCCGGAACGCUUAUUCGUCUAACUUUGUGGGGCGAUGAAGCUGCUUCGUUUGAUUCCACUAACAACCCCACAAUUGUCGUUAAGGCGGCCAAAGUUUCGGAUUUUAACGGUCAGUCUGAUUUUGUUCUAUUUUUCAUCUGUUUACUAUGA
This is a messenger RNA of Protopolystoma xenopodis, 471 nucleotides long. Lineage: Eukaryota; Metazoa; Platyhelminthes; Monogenea; Polystomatidea; Polystomatidae. The record is from the annotation of a GenBank genome assembly.